AAAAUUUUAUCUGCCUUUUCCUAUUUAGGGAGUAUAGAUAAGAUCAGAAUUACUUUAGAAGUUUUCCAAAUUAGGAAUAAAUGGAAAUUGCAUCUAUGCGCUUGAGUAUACUAUUAAAAGUAAACCAGAAUGCUCCUUACUAGAGCAAGAAAGUCAGGCCAUCUAUUUCAACAGUUUAAUGCAAGCUCCUGAGUGGAGGAUGACUAAGCUCGGAUAGGUACUUAUGCACAAGCUGGUACAGUGCUUCUGGUUUAGAUGAUAGCUAAUUUAAGAUCUAAAUUCGUUUACAAUUAGUCUGAUAUGGAAAAAAAGCUUUAUUAAAAAGAAAAAAAAUUGUUUUAUCUCUUUUACCAGAUAGAGGACCAUAUCAUGAUCUGAUGGUUUAGCAUCUAUUAUCUGAUGGUUUUUCCAUGUGAUUGUUUGCUUUUAGCUGACAUUUCCACUAUACAUAAUGUUUAAUUGAUUAUGUGUUGGAAUGCUUUCAGAUGAAAAAGAUGCUUCACUAAAACAGGCGAAGUGCCACAGUGAAGCUUCUUACCCUUCAUCAGGUGUUGAGAAGGUUAUACCUGAUGAUUGUUCAAGUGCAUUCCAGGCCGAGAAUAUGGAUGAGUCUAGUUUGGAUAGUGCUAAUGUACCAAAAGAAAGGCCAAUGUCUCCGGGAACAUUAGCACUCAUGUGCGAUGAACAGAAUACGAUUUUUACUGUGGCUGCUGCUCCCCCUAAUGACCCAACAAGCCUUAGCAAUAAUACAUCUUCCCAACUUCCUCAUGGGCAGGCCAUGAAAGAAGUCUACCCAGAACUGGAGAAGAUCGUGUUGACGCGAACUCGUGAUUGCCUUAAAAAGCUGAUCACUUUAGGAGAAUUAAAAGAAACAAAAUGUUCUUCAAUGGUGCGAGGUGCCGAUUCAGGUAGCCAAAAUGAAGUGAACGGCAACGGCAUAGCCAUGACUGAUUCAAGGAAUCAACAUGAACCUUUCAGGAAUGGUGUUGCCAAUACUGUUCCAACUCCUCCACCUCCACCGCAAAAGGUUGAACCUGGAACUACUGCUUUUAAUAAUAACCCAUGUCCUAAAGUUCAUCCUUCGGAUGGUAAUGGGGACGUGAUAUCAAAAAGCUGAAAUAAACUGUAAAGAGAUUUAGGAUGAGGUUUGCCUCGAGCUGCUGCAUCUCUGUAAUAUUAGGCUAUUCUUUAUUCAGUUUGUCUUCGAUGCAGUGGCAAGGUUAUUUCAGGCCUCAUUUGUUAGAAGUUAGAACUAACUAGCACCACUCAUGUAACCUUACUACAGUUUUCCUUGGUAUAAUUUUAUUGAAAGUAACAAUUAUUCAUC
Nicotiana tabacum (common tobacco) is the source of this 1327-nucleotide messenger RNA. The record is from RefSeq and is a predicted model, not a curated record. NCBI's taxonomy places the organism in Eukaryota, Viridiplantae, Streptophyta, Magnoliopsida, Solanales, Solanaceae.